This is a messenger RNA of Strongylus vulgaris, 681 nucleotides long. NCBI's taxonomy places the organism in Eukaryota, Metazoa, Nematoda, Chromadorea, Rhabditida, Strongylidae. The record is from the annotation of a GenBank genome assembly.
CUGUCUUUAAUUAGAAGUCUUUUUUUUUCAGCUGCGGUGAUAAAAAAUCCAUGUGAAGAUCAUGUAUGUGGAUGGGGUAAAGAGUGCGUAGUUGGCAAGAAGAGCGAGCCGCACUGCGAGUGUAUCAGCAAGUGUCCCGAGCUUGAUGGGGAUCCGAUGGACAAGGUGUGUGCUAACAACAAUGAAACAUUCGUCUCUCUAUGCGAUCUUUAUCGUGAACGUUGCCUCUGCAAGAAGGGCUCCAAGCAGUGUGCCAAGAAAAGUCACGCUAAAGUCCACUUGGAAUACCUCGGCGAAUGCAAGCAGCUGAGCGAAUGCACCGAAGAACUGAUGGCUCAGUUCCCUGAACGCAUGGCUGACUGGCUCUUUCAGGUUAUGAAGGAGCUGAAAAAGCGUCGUGAACUGCACAAGCUCGAGUGGGAAGAACUCCUUCAGGAAGCCGAGGCUGAUGAUGAGAAGAGACACGUCUACCCCGUCAUCUGGAAAUUCUGUGACUUGGAUAUCAAGCCACACGAUAAGGCUGUUUCCCAUCACGAACUCAUUCCCAUUACUGCUCCCGUGAUUCCAAUGGAAUCUUGCAUUAAGCCGUUUUUGGAGGGAUGUGACACCGACAACGACGGAACUAUCUCUAUUCAUGAAUGGGGAAAAUGCCUGGGACUGAAAGAUGGUGAGGGCACUUAA